Molecule: messenger RNA, 12462 nt
Organism: Amphiprion ocellaris (clown anemonefish)
Lineage: Eukaryota; Metazoa; Chordata; Actinopteri; Pomacentridae
Gene: dnah6
Product: dynein, axonemal, heavy chain 6
Exons: 81
Coding region: 202-12321 (4039 amino acids)
Biological process (GO): microtubule-based movement
Cellular component (GO): dynein complex
Molecular function (GO): dynein intermediate chain binding; minus-end-directed microtubule motor activity; ATP binding
Source: RefSeq, a predicted model, not a curated record
ACACCAGCAACGUGCCAUUGGUUGGCUGCGUUGCAUGCCGGGACAGAGUUUUGUUGCCAGGUAACCGAAACCUCCGCUCUCUGUUAGCAAGCGUUAUAGUGCAAAAUUGGUCUUUAUAUAAAGCUAGGUAGUUUGCAACAUAAACUAUAUGAAAACCAGUCUGAAGCUGAAUGUUCGUGACGCCGUUGAGGAUAAACGGCCAUGGCCUCGGCAUCUCGUGAGACCUCCCUGCCAAAUCUCCCUGGCCAAAGCAGGGACAGUGAAUGCAGAGAGCGGCUGUCCAAACUCCCUGAACUGCAGAGUUCCACUGUCCUACCAAGGCUUCCAACAAAUGUCAUAGACCCAGAGGCUGUGUUGAAGAGACGUGUAAAACGAAAACACCCCAGUGAAGAACACUUAAAAGCACGGGAGCAGAUGUUUUCUCCAGGCUGGUACACUCCGUUACCUUCUCCUCAACAAAAAGAGCAACCGCACAGGCACCACAAAAGAUUGCCUGUCCAUCUGCCUCCUCUGGAAUCUACUACAAAGUUAUCCCAGAAAGUGUCUACCCCUAGCCUUCCCAGAUGGCCUUGCUCCCUAAAGAAUAUCAAGCUGAAUGAAUUCUAUGAAUACGAUAAGGAUAGUUAUUUGUUCAUCGACAAUGAAUAUGUGAUAUCAGUGCAAGAGGGCGAGUAUGACAUGGUCACCCAUGACCGCUGGGAAGAGGAGUACAACAUUUACUGCAAGGUUAUGCGCAUCCCUUUUUUUGCCCUCUACAAAAAGUGGAAACCCUUCUAUGUCUGGCGCACCAAAAUUCGCGCCUGGAAGAUUAGAUUGGCCAAGGAGUCCAUAAAAAACAGUUCAUGUUUUGUCAGUCCGUCUCUAAGUCCUGCACUGAUGGAUAUCAGGAAAAUGUGCUGCCAGAUCAAUGACAUGUCCUUGUGUCUCAUGGAGAAAGAGCACACGUACACACUGCAGGAAUUCCAGAGCACCCAGUUUGGACAAAUGCAAGAGGUAUUGAAUAACCUGGGGCGGUUUCAAGACCUGGUUAAAGAGGUGACAAUUUGUGCCUGUCGCCAUUACUUGGAAAGUGGAGACAUGGACUCACUGAUUGUGAACCCCAUGACUGUUCUCGAAUGUACAAAUAUCAGAGAGCGUAAAAGUCGCCUCUUCUGCUUCAUUCGUCUUGUUGACUAUUUGGUUGUCAGCUCCUUGCACAGCUUGGUGGUAAAUGCAGUGGAUAAACUGCUCGCUGUAUUUGAAGAGCAUAUAGGUCAAACGCCCAGUCAUGCCAUUAUUCAAAGCUGGAGCCACCACUCUGAAGAUGCCAGUGAUCCUGUUGAAAAGGAGAUGGACAAGAAGUCUGCUGAGUCAAAAGCUCCUCGUGUCCAUCCCGUAUUCAUGUCUGAGUUGAUGCUGGACACAAAUUCUUUGACCUAUAAACCCUCUGAGGAAGACUUUCAGGAAACUGUUGCAGAGAUUAUCAGGAGAUUUGAGAGCAUCGUGAUGUCAGUUCAGACACUUACGGCAGAUCCUGCUUUUGAUUCUGUGACAAAGUCUGAAUUGAUUGAAGAUCCAUUGGAAAAUAAAUAUGAAAAUGGCCCCUCCAUGGAAUUCAUCUUUGAGAAUGAUGGCCACCUUCAAAGUAUCAUUCAAAACAUCAAGGAAUCCCUCCACUUUGCUUUUGAUGCAGCGAAAGUUUACUCACACACGUUUGAGCGUUUUCGAAUAUCUUAUAAGGAGAAUGAGAGUCUGGAUCUGGAUGCAAUGCAGAAACAGGAUCAUGAUGUGUCCUUCUUUGAAAAGUCACUGGAGUUACAUCACAGAGUGCAUAAGGAGGCCUUUAGUAUCCAACAGAAGAGAAAUCUUGGCUUAGUGCUUGUGGACAAAGCACAGCUGAAAGACAAGCUUGUGUCUUCUUCUUCCUGUUGUCUGGAGGUCAUCAAGGACACGCUCACCCUGCAAGCUAAAAGGCAGCUAGAUGCCAUGAUUGCUGCGAUUUAUGAAGCCCAGGUAAAACUAGAGUUCUGUCCCUCUAGUACAGAUGAUUUGGCCACCUCUCUCACAUUCCUGGAUGAGAUUCAGGAGAGGAUCUUGGUACUAGAAGAGGAGCACGAAACAGUAUAUAAGAUGUACAAUCUUAUCACCUUGUACUCGAUUGCCACGCCAGCUAACGAUCUUGCGGGGUUUUCCACAUUGCAAACAUCCAUUAAAUCAUUGCACGUCAGUAUUGAUGAGGCAUUGGGAAAGAGGGACUCCACCAUGGACAAGUUUUGCAGUUCUAUGGUCAUGGACAUAAAAAAACUUCAAGAUGAAGUCAUGAAAAUCGAGCAUAAGUCACAGGCUCCACAAAUCUUAGACAUCCAUGCAGAUUCCUCUGAAGUGCGUCUGAUGCUGGAGGAAAUUCAGAUUUCCAUAGAUGAACUGCAGGCCCAGGCGUCCACAUACACUUCCUACCAGAAAAAGUUCAAGUUGGAAAUGACAAAGUUUGACACCUUGGAGAAGUUAACUGCAGAUUUCAGGCUAAAACAGCUGCUGUGGGACUCUGUGGAGGAAUGGGACUCCUUACAGAAUGGAUGGCAGCAGAGCACACUUAUGCAACUGGACAUGGAGCAGUUUAGCUCGCAGAUCAACAAAUAUGGCAAGUUAGUCAAUCAGCUGGAGAAGGGCCUGCCACCUAACAGUCUCGUGCCAAACCUGAAGGAUAAGGUGGACGUCAUGAAGCAAAGGCUGCCCGUGGUCACAGAUCUCCGUAACCCAUGUAUGAAACCAGAACAUUGGACGACCCUGGAAUCUGUUGCGGGGACCUCAUUGAUUGUGGAGGAACUUACUGUGGCUGCUUUGGAGGAGCUCAAUGUCUUCUUGUAUGGCACAGAAAUACAGGAGGUUUCAGGACAGGCUUCAGGAGAGGCAUCAGUGGAGAUCAUUAUUUCAAAGGUGGAGGAUGUGUGGAGGACCACAGAGUUCACUGUGCUGUCUCAUGGUGCCUCCAAAGAAGCCUUCAUCUUGGGAGGAACAGAUGAUAUCCAGGUGCUCCUGGAUGACAGCAUUAUCAAUGUGGGCACGGUGGCAUCUUCAUGCUAUGUAGCUCCUAUUAAGCUCAGGGUGGACAAAUUGCUGAAUCAGCUGAACCUCUUUAACCAAACACUGGAGGAGUGGCUUACAUGCCAAAGGAACUGGCUGUACCUAGAGAGUAUCUUCUUGGCCCCAGACAUCAAGAGGCAGCUGCCUGCUGAGUCCAAGAUGUUUGUUAAAGUGGACAAGUCCUGGAAAGAUAUCAUGACAAAGGUCAUUAAGAUGCCCAAUGCCCUUAAAGCAGCCACACAGCCUGAUCUAUUAGUGACUUUUCAAAACAACAACGCUCUUUUGGAUGAGAUACAGAAGUGUCUGGAAGCUUACCUGGAAUCCAAGAGAGUCAUCUUUCCUCGAUUUUACUUCUUAUCCAAUGACGAGCUGCUAAAAAUCUUGGCUCAGACACGAAACCCUCAGGCAGUGCAGCCCCACCUCAGGAAGUGUUUUGAUGCUAUUACAAGACUGGAGUUUGCUUUGCUGCCUGCACAAUCUCCUGGUGCCACAGGGAUGGUGUAUGCUGGAGAACAGGAGACCAUAUACAGCAAAGACAUCCUGAAUAUGGUCUCCCCUGAGGGAGAGAAGGUACGUUUGACUAAAGGCCUGAAAGCACAAGGCAAUGUGGAAGAUUGGCUUUGUAAGGUGGAGGAGGCUAUGUUCUCCUCACUGCGAUCCCUCAGCAAGGCCGCCAUAGCAGACUACCAGGUCAAGUCAAGGGAGGAAUGGGUGGUGGCUGGACAUCCAUCACAGGUAGUGCUGACCAUCUCUCAGAUGAUGUGGUGCAGGGACAUGGAUGCCUGUCUGGAGGGGGACCAUGACCACUUUGCUGCCUUGCAAGAAUUUGAACUCACUAACUUUGAUAGGCUGAAUGCCUUGGCCGCGUGCGUACGUGGACAGCUCACUGCUUUACAUCGUAAUAUCAUCACUGCCCUCAUCACCAUUGACGUCCAUGCCAGAGACAUUGUUACAGAUCUAGUCCGGCAAAAGGUGGACAACAAGUCCAACUUUGAAUGGCAGAGACAGCUGCGCUACUACUGGGAUGUGGACCUGGACAACUGUGUAGCCACAAUGGCUCUCUCCACUUACAUUUAUGGCUAUGAAUACCUGGGAGCCUGUCCUAGGCUGGUUAUCACACCACUCACGGAUCGUUGCUACUUGUGUCUGAUGGGAGCUCUUCAGCUGGACUUGGGAGGUGCUCCAGCUGGGCCAGCAGGGACGGGCAAAACUGAGACCACCAAGGAUUUGGCAAAGGCCUUGGCCAUCCAGUGUGUAGUCUUCAACUGCUCAGAUGGACUUGACUACAAGAUGAUGGGGCGAUUCUUCAGUGGUCUUGCUCAGUCAGGAGCUUGGUGUUGUUUUGAUGAAUUUAACCGAAUCGACAUUGAAGUGUUGUCUGUCAUCGCUCAGCAGCUCAUCACUAUACGAAAUGCUAAAGCUGCUAAGCUAUCAAGAUUUCGAUUUGAAGGUCGUGAGAUCAAGCUGGUGAUGACAUGUGCUGCUUUCAUCACCAUGAACCCAGGCUAUGCUGGAAGAACAGAACUACCUGACAACCUUAAAGCUCUGUUUAGACCAAUAGCCAUGAUGGUGCCAAACUAUGCGCUCAUUGCAGAGGUUAUUUUAUACUCAGAGGGAUUCGAGUCCAGUAAGACUCUUGCAAGGAAAAUGACCCAGAUGUACAAGCUGUGCUCAGAGCAGCUGUCCCAGCAGGACCACUAUGACUUUGGAAUGAGAGCGGUCAAGUCUGUCCUGGUCAUGGCAGGGUCACUAAAGAGGGAUAACCCCCACCACAGUGAGGAUGUGGUUCUUAUCAGAGCGCUGCGGGAUUCCAACCUGCCAAAGUUUCUCAGUGAUGAUGCUGUACUAUUUGGAGGUAUCCUAUCAGAUCUGUUCCCUGGUGUGUGUAUCCCUGAGCAUGACUAUGGUGUGCUACACUCCACCAUCCUGGAGUCUCUAACUAAGAGAAACCUUCAGCCACUGGCUACCAUGACCAAGAAGGUGAUCCAACUUUAUGAGACCAUGCUAGUGCGCCACGGUGUCAUGUUGGUAGGGCCCACUGGUGGAGGUAAGACCACUCUCUACACCAUCCUGGCAGACGCUCUGGAGACGCUCCAUCGCACAGAGCACCAGACUGACAACACCUUCUAUCAGCCUGUCAAGACCUAUGUGCUCAAUCCAAAAUCUGUCUCAAUGGGGGAGCUCUACGGAGAGAUUAACACAUUGACACUGGAAUGGCGUGAUGGACUGAUGGCACUGAGUGUCCGUGAUGCAGUCAGUGACACCAGUGAUAAGCACAAAUGGGUAAUCUGUGAUGGACCAGUUGAUGCCCUGUGGAUUGAGAACAUGAACACCGUGCUGGAUGACAACAAGAUGCUCUGCUUGGCCAACAGCGAGCGAAUCAAACUUACUCCUUCCAUACAUAUGGUGUUUGAGGUCCAGGACUUGGCUGUUGCAUCUCCCGCUACAGUCAGUCGCUGUGGUAUGGUAUAUGUUGAUCCUGAUGAGCUCAAAUGGAUGCCCUAUGUGCAGACAUGGAUCAGCCAUCUCGAAGCCAAGCUUCCAGACCCAGUGCGCAUAUAUCUGCUGGAGCUGUUUGAAGAGUAUGUGGAGAAAGGUCUACAGUUUGUGCAGAAGCAUUGCACCCAGGCAAUUCGCCAGGUGGACAUCAGCAAAGUCACUACUCUGUGCUCCCUGCUAGAGGCACUGUUGCUGGGCAGAGGAGGUCCAGACCUUACCAUGCAGGAUUCCAAGCACCUUAAUGGUUUACUAUGUCAGACCUUCAUAUUUUGCUACCUAUGGGCAGUAGGCGGAAACCUUACCAGUUCCCACUGGGAUGCUUUUGACAGCUUCCUUAGAGAACAGUUUAAAGACAACAUCAAUGCUGAGCUCCCAGAUUCUGGUGCCCUGUGGAGUGUAUACGUGGACUUUAAACACAAGCGUUUGGAACCAUGGGAAGAGAUAAUUCCUUCAUUUAAAUACAAUCAAGAUCAACCCUUUUUUGAGAUGCUGGUCCCUACCACAGACACUGUUCGCUAUGGCUACCUGAUGAAGAAUCUACUAUCUGUGCGGCGUUCUGUACUCUUCACUGGGGAAACUGGAGUGGGGAAGUCUGUGGUGGCUCGGAGCCUUCUCAACAGUAUUCAGGAAAAUGAGGGAUACCUUCCAGUCUACAUCAACUUCUCUGCUCAAACCUCCUCAGCCCGCACACAGGAGAUCAUUGAGUCCAAGCUGGAGAAAAAGAGAAAGAACAUUCUGGGUGCUCCUGGUAACAAGAAGUUAGUGGUCUUUGUGGAUGACCUGAAUAUGCCAAAGCUGGACAGUUAUGGCUCUCAGCCUCCUAUUGAACUCCUGCGUCAGUUCCAGGACUUUUCUGGCUUCUAUGACAGAAGCAAGUUUUUGUGGAAAGAGAUCCAGGAAAUGACCAUUGCAGCAGCAUGUGCUCCUCCAGGAGGGGGACGCAACCCUGUGACGCCCCGAUUCAUUCGCCACUUCAGCAUGCUGUGCCUGCCAACGCCCUCAGAACACAGCCUCAAACAGAUCUUCAAAGCCAUCUUACACGGUUUCCUCAGUGAGUUUUCCCAGGCAGUAAAGGACUGUGCCGAACAGAUUGUAGAUGCAGCUGUGGGGAUUUACAACCGUUUGAGUGUGGACCUGCUGCCCACACCAGCUAAGUCCCACUAUGUCUUCAAUCUCCGAGAUCUCUCCAAGUGUGUCCAGGGUAUACUGCAGUGUGAGCCAAGUCAAGUCAGAGACAAGACCCAGAUCUUCCGUCUAUUUUGCCAUGAAUGUCAGCGGGUAUUCCAUGAUCGACUUAUUAACAGCCAAGAUAAGACGUAUUUCAACACCAUCGUCUGUGAGAUGGCCAGCAGACAUUUUGAUAUUAACUUGGAACCCUCAUACUUUGUGAAUCAACCCAUCAUAUUUGGUGACUUCAUCAAGGUGGGUGCAGAGAAAGACGAUCGUGUGUAUGAGGAUCUGACAGACAUGAAUAAGAUCCAGAGUGUCCUGCAGGACUAUCUCGAUGAUUACAACAUAACCUUCUCCAAGGAGACUAAGCUGGUUUUCUUCCAGGAUGCCAUUGAGCACGUCUCCAGGAUUGUCCGCAUGAUUCGCCAGGAAAGAGGCAAUGCCCUUCUAGUCGGGGUGGGAGGUACAGGCAAGCAGUCACUCACUCGGUUGGCAGCCCACAUGUGCGGAUACCGCUGUUUUGAGAUUGAGCUGACCAGAGGCUACAACUAUGACAGCUUCCAUGAAGACCUGAGGAGGCUCUACAAGAUGGCUGGAGUGGAGGGAAAAGAUAUGGUGUUCCUCUUUACAGACACUCAGAUUGUGGUGGAGGAGUUUUUGGAGGAUAUCAACAACAUGCUAAACUCUGGCGAGGUACCAAACCUUUUUGAGAAAGAUGAGCUGGAACAAGUGUUGGCUGCUACCCGCCCAAAAGCCAAAGAAGCUGGAAUCAAUGAGGAGAACAGGGAUGAGGUGUUUCAGUAUUUCAUUUCUCGUGUACGAGAGAAGUUGCACAUUGUGCUGUGUAUGAGCCCUGUGGGAGAUGCCUUCAGGUCCCGCUGUCGCAUGUUUCCUUCACUGGUCAACUGCUGCACCAUCGACUGGUUUGUGCAGUGGCCUCGGGAGGCAUUGCUUUCCGUCUCUCAGGCCUUUUUCCAGAAUGUAGACCUUGGCAGUGAGGAGCUGAAGCAGAGCUUCUCAGCCAUGUGUGUGGAGAUACAUGUUAGUGUUACUGACAUGGCUGAGCGCUUCUACUUAGAGCUGAGACGGCGGUACUACACCACACCUACCUCCUAUCUGGAGCUCAUCAAUCUCUACCUGAGCAUGCUUGACAACAAGAGACAGGAAUUAGUUAUGGCCAGGGACCGUGUCAAGAAUGGCCUUACUAAACUGCUGGAGACCAAUGUGCUUGUGGACAAAAUGAAAGUGGACCUGUCUGCUCUGGAGCCAGUUCUGAAACAAAAAUCUAUUGAUGUCGAUGCCCUUAUGGAGAAACUGGCUGUAGAUCAGGAGACGGCUGACGAGGUGCGUAAAGUAGUGCAGGAAGAUGAGGCUUUGGCCAAGGUCAAGGCUGAAGACACUCAAGCCAUUGCAGAUGAUGCCCAGAGGGACUUGGAUGAAGCUCUACCAGCUCUGGAGGGUGCCAAUCAGGCCCUUAAUUCCCUUGAUAAAGGUGACAUUGCUGAGAUCAAGGUGUUCACCAAACCCCCAGACCUAGUCAUGACCGUCAUGGAGGCUGUCUGCAUCCUGCUCCACUGCAAACCAGACUGGCCCAGUGCCAAACAAUUACUGGGAGAUGCCAAUUUCCUCAGGCGUCUGACAGAAUAUGACAAGGACAAUAUCAAACCUCAGAUCCUGCUGAAACUUCAAAAAUAUGUCAACAAUCCUGAUUUCAUACCUGAGAAGGUUGAAAAGGUAUCCAAGGCCUGCAGGUCAAUGUGCAUGUGGGUCAGAGCUAUGGAUCUUUACUCCAGAGUCCUCAAAGAAGUUGGUCCCAAGAGAGAAAAACUGGCCAAGGCACAGGAGGAGCUGGAUAUGACGAUGGCCACUCUGAGGGAGAAGCAGGAAAAGCUUCAGGAAGUGGAUAACCAGAUCAAGAUACUACAGGAGCAGUUUGAAAGGAGUGAAAAGGAAAAGGAAGAGUUGGUUAAUACAAUGGCUGUGACACAGACUCGGCUGACCAGGGCAGGGAAACUAACUUCUGCUCUAGGUGAUGAGCAAGUACGCUGGGAAGAAAGUGUCGCCCUGUUUGAGCAAGAGAUCAUCAGUGUCGUAGGGAAUGUCUUCAUUGCAGCUGCUUGUGUGGCCUACUAUGGAGCGUUUACUUCCCACUAUAGACAGCUGUUAAUUGAUCAGUGGAUAAUACAGUGCCAGGAUCUGAACAUUCCCAUCAGUUCCAGCUUCAGCCUGCUCAACAUUUUGGGUGAUCCGUAUGUCAUCCGCCAGUGGAACACAGAAGGGUUGCCUCGUGACACUGUUUCGACAGAGAAUGGGAUCCUGGUGACUGAGGGCCGCCGCUGGCCUCUUAUGAUCGACCCACAGGAUCAGGCCAACCGGUGGAUCCGCUCCAAAGAGGCCAAGCAUGGUUUAAAGGUGAUCAAGCUGACAGACCCAAGCUUCCUCCGUACACUAGAAAAUGCCAUACGCAUGGGCAUGCCUGUACUGCUAGAGGAGUUGAAUGAGACCCUAGAUCCAGCGUUGGAGCCCAUCUUGCUGAAGCAGACAUUUGUAGCUGGUGGGCGAACAUUGAUCCGACUUGGAGACUCUGAUAUUGACUAUGAUAAAAACUUCCGGUUCUAUAUGACCACAAAGAUGGCCAACCCACAUUACCUGCCGGAGGUAUGCAUCAAAGUUACAAUUAUCAAUUUCACUGUGACUAAGUCAGGCUUGGAAGACCAAUUGCUAAGUGAUGUGGUUCGUCUUGAGAGUCCACAUCUUGAGGAACAGAGGAACGAAUUGAUUGUAUGCAUCAAUGCUGACCGCAACCAGCUCAAAGAAAUCGAAGACCGCAUCCUUAAGCUUCUCUUCACCUCUAAGGGAAAUAUACUUGACAAUGAGGAGCUAGUUCAGACUCUCCAGGAGUCAAAGGUGACAUCAGAGGCCAUAAAGUAUCGUUUGGAGGAGGCAGAGACCACUGAGCUGAUGAUCAACUCUGCAAGGGAGCGCUACAGACCUGUGGCCACCAGAGGAUCGGUCCUGUACUUUGUCAUUGCAAGUCUCUCUGAGAUUGAUCCUAUGUACCAGUUCUCCCUCAAGUAUUUUAAACAGCUCUUUAAUGUGACCAUUGAGACAUCUGAGCAGAGCAGUGUGUUAGAAGAGCGUCUCCAGAUCCUGCUGGACCAAAUCUUGCUUAACUCGUAUAUCAAUGUCUCACGUGGCCUCUUUGAGCAGCACAAACUUAUCUACAGCUUUAUGUUAUGUGUUGAGAUCAUGAGGCAGCGUGGUGAAAUUUCUGAUGUGGAGUGGCAGCACUUCCUAAGAGGAGGUUCCUCCUUGGAAAAGGACUAUGCAGAGCGGCCAGAUGUGCCAUGGCUAAGUGAUUUUUAUUGGCAGACAUGUUGUGAGCUGGAGGACAGACUGCCCUCCUUCAAGGACAUUGCCAAAGAAAUCACCAGAACUCAUAUCCAUAUCAAGCUAGGACGUUUUCAAGCAUCUAUUAAUCCAGAGUCCUGGGAAGGCUAUGUGUCAGAAUUGCCACCUCUCGGGGAGUCCAAAGAAGAGAAACAGGAGAUAAAGGGCUACUGGAAUGAGAGGUUGGGGGCCUUUCAGAAGCUAGUUCUUAUCCAGAGCUUCAUGGAAGAGAAGGUGGUCUUUGCAGCAACAGAGUUUGUGAUUGUCACUCUAGGAAAGCAGUUUGUGGAAAACCCUCCAGUUGACCUGGCUAAUCUCUACAAUGACAUGUCCCCCUCCACCCCACUGAUCUUCAUACUGAGUACAGGAUCCGACCCCAUGGGUGCCUUCCAGCGCUUUGCAAAUGAGAGAGGGUGUCUUGACAGGGUUGAGUCCAUCUCAUUAGGUCAAGGCCAGGGACCUAUAGCAGAGAAGAUGAUCCAUGCAGCAUUAAAGAGUGGCAACUGGGUAUUCCUGCAGAACUGCCACCUGGCUGUGUCCUGGAUGUUAGCCAUGGAGGAGCUCAUCAAGACCUUCACUGAGCCUGAUACAUCAAUCCACGAGAACUUCCGUUUGUUUCUCAGUUCCAUGCCUACCAGAGUAUUUCCAGUUACAGUGCUCCAGAACUCUGUCAAGGUGACUAAUGAACCUCCUAAAGGCCUGCGAGCCAACAUGCGACGAGCCUUUACAGAGAUCACCAGCAAUUUCUUUGAAGAUCACGUUCUGGGACACGAGUGGAGGAAGAUUGUCUUUGGAAUAUGCUUCUUCCAUGCAGUAAUCCAGGAGCGGAAGAAGUUUGGUCCACUGGGCUGGAACAUCCGCUAUGAGUUUAAUGACAGUGACAGAGAGUGUGCUCUGCUCAACCUCAAUCUCUACUGCAAAGAUGGCACCAUUCCUUGGGAUGCCCUCAUUUAUAUCACUGGUGAGAUCACAUAUGGAGGUAGAGUGACGGAUGCCUGGGACCAGCGCUGCCUCAGGACAAUUCUCAAAGGCUUCUUUUCUCCUGAAACGCUGCAAACUGGCUAUACCUACUCCUCCUCAGGUAUUUACUAUGCCCCUGAGACAGAUGAACUGGAGCAAUAUAAGAAGUACAUUGAAAGUCUACCAAUCAUAGAUGAUCCUGAAGUCUUUGGCAUGCAUGAGAAUGCCAACCUGGCUUUCCAGCGCCAAGAAACCAUAACUCUGAUCAACACCAUACUGGAUGUUAAUCCUCGUUCUUCGGCGCGACAUGGAGCCAAAAGUAACGAUGACAUAGUCUGCGAGCUUGCUGAAUCUAUACUAGCUAAGCUACCUGAGCGACUGGACAUGGAUGAGGCAGUGGAAACACUGUUUGUCAAAGACAAGAAUGGCUGCCUGAACUCCCUCACCACUGUUUUGGGCCAGGAAGCAGACCGAUUCAACAACCUGCUGAGAGUUCUCAAGCUGUCUCUUAUCACCCUGCAGAAGGCAAUAGCAGGUCUGGUUGUGAUGUCAGAGGAAAUGGACAGGAUCUACACUAGCUUCCUGAACAACCAGGUUCCCACCCGCUGGGCAAACUCUGCUUACCCCUCCCUCAAACCCCUGGCUUCCUGGGUCAGAGACCUGACCCUCAGAACGUCCUUCAUCGAGACUUGGAUCACACGUGGUCAGCCCAAAUCUUUUUGGAUCUCAGGAUUCUUCUUCCCUCAAGGCUUUCUUACCGGGGUGCUGCAGAAUCAUGCCCGGCAUUACAAUUUGCCCAUUGAUGAACUAAACUUCCGCUUCAAAAUGGUGCCAGCAUACAGGGAUGAGGUAGCAGUCUGUGAGGCUCUACGCACUCUUUCUAUCACUGAAAAGCUGGAAAUGGAUGAUGAGUUACCAGAGCCAAAGGAUGGCGUUCUUGUGCACGGCAUGUAUAUGGAUGCUAGUCGCUGGGACGAUGUCAACAUGGUGAUUGAUGAUGCAUUACCUCGAGUGAUGAACGCCAUGCUGCCAGUCGUGCACUUCGAGCCACAGCAGAAUUAUGUACCUGAGCCUGACCUCUACCACGCUCCUCUAUAUAAGACCUCAGCAAGAGCCGGGACUUUGUCCACCACUGGUCACUCAACUAAUUUUGUUGUGACAGUAAUGCUUCCCUCCAAGAGACCCAGCGACUAUUGGAUAUCAAAAGCCUCUGCGCUCCUGUGCCAAUUGGAUGAUUGAGUUUUUAUUAAACAUAUAAGUCUAUGCACAACCUAAACUUAACUUUGUAUCUUCAGUGGGCUUAUUUGUAAACAUUUCCCAAACAUGAUUUAUACUGACAGUGCACUUUCUUCACAAUAAACAUUUCUGAGCUAGCCCUAA